UGAUGUCUUCCCUCCCCUCUUGGCCGGACACGGGGCUCGCUGGGACACUGGUUGCUGCCACCCUUCUGCUGGCGUUCCUGAGAAUGUUACAGUGGGUGCGCCUGUGGUGGCAUAUGCCCCCGGGCCCCUGGGGAUUGCCUCUGGUUGGUUACCUGCCGUGGAUCGACCCCCGCGCCCCGCACUUGACGCUGACGGAACUCGUUCACAAGUAUGGACGCGUGUACAGCCUGAAGAUGGGCAGCGUGUCCGUGGUGGUGAUCGCGGACCCCGAGCUCAUCCGUGAGACAUUCAACCAGAAGAUCACGACGGGCCGAGCGCCGCUCUACCUCACGCACGGCAUCAUGAAGGGCUACGACAAGAAUCCAACGCGAACUAGAUGAACAAGCCAAGGGACGUGACUACGUGACCCUGGGAGAGGGCGAGAACCUGCCCUUAACCCAGGCAGCUAUAAUGGAAUCGCAGAGACUCCGCAGUGUUGUUCCUUUGGGCAUUCCGCACGGCGUCUCUCAAGAAUUGCGCGUGGCCGGCUACAGGGUUCCCCGAGACACCAUGAUCCUACCGCUUCUCUGGUUCGUCCACCACAACCCCGACACUUGGCCCGAUCCGGAGCUGUAUCGACCCGAGAGGUUUCUCGACACGGAAGGCCGCGUGCUCAAACAUCCGGCCUUCAUGCCCUUCCAGACGGGCCGUCGCAGGUGCAUCGGGGACGAGUUCGCGAUGAUGAUCCUGUUCAUUUUUACGACCCGGAUCCUGCUUAAGUUCAGAAUCAAGCUCGAGGACGAGUUGAAGGGCGACCCAUCCCAGGAACCAGUGUGUGGCAUCACGCUCUCCCCGAGGCCCUUCAAGCUGGUGUUCGAGCCGCGGGAGUCGAAGUGAUGGCGAUGUUGCACGCGCAGGCACCGUGAGCAAGUCCACACUGCAUGGCUGUGACAUCCUUGGAAUUUGUUACUGGAAUAGGUUUCGAAUAAAAAAAAUGUAUUUCACAACUAUUUAGAAAUUUGAUAAGCCGCAUUUAUUUAGAUUCGUAAUGUUAAUUGUUACUAUACCAUUGUUAUAAGCCUUGCAAUUAUGGAGAUGUAGGUAUGCACGCGCAUACACACGAUGAUAACAAUGAACAAAGACUUAUUUUACUUUUCACUCGCUCAGAUUGUACAAUAUUACGUUUCUCUGUAUUUUGUAAAUUCAAUCUGAAAGUUCCGAAACUUGUUGAUCUAACUCGCAAGAUAGAUGGCUCGAGUUUGUUUGUUUGAUUUUUAUUUCAUUUAUUUAUCACUUUUAUCGAACUUUCCAGAACUCUUAAUUUGCUUUCUUGUGUGAGGCAAUAUAUUUUAGGUUUCAUAGUGUAUCUUAUUUCUUUACAUUCUGUUACCCCUAACUAUGCACAGGUUUUUUACGAUUACCUCUUCCAGGAAUCAAAAAGUUGUUCAUAAACUUGUAAUCAAACCUUAGUUUCAGUUCAUUACUAGCAGUAUAUAAAACAUGUUAUUGAGCAGAAACACGUGGGUUUUAGACACCUCAAAAAUGUACCACAAAUGCUGGAUCCAAUGACAAUAAAGCUUUCAUUUUUC
Messenger RNA from Penaeus monodon (black tiger shrimp), 1568 nucleotides. It is a transcript of the gene phtm, whose product is annotated as cytochrome P450 306a1-like. Gene Ontology annotation, biological process: xenobiotic metabolic process. NCBI's taxonomy places the organism in Eukaryota, Metazoa, Arthropoda, Malacostraca, Decapoda, Penaeidae. Gene Ontology annotation, cellular component: intracellular membrane-bounded organelle; cytoplasm. The record is from RefSeq and is a predicted model, not a curated record. Gene Ontology annotation, molecular function: iron ion binding; oxidoreductase activity, acting on paired donors, with incorporation or reduction of molecular oxygen, reduced flavin or flavoprotein as one donor, and incorporation of one atom of oxygen; heme binding.